AUGUGGCCUUCCAGCCCCCAGCAUCCUGGCCACUGCUUGCUCCUGGGGUGCACACACUCCCCUUCUCUUCUUUGUAAAGCUCUCUCGCUCUCGUUUGCUUUUCAGCUGGCGGGGUCGGCUGUCAUUGCCUUUGGACUAUGGUUUCGUUUCGGAGGUACCACGAUGGAUUUCUCAUCAGGGGACAAGUCCCCAGAGUGGGACUUCUAUGUGGGGCUCUACGUGCUGGUCGGAGCAGGGGCCCUGAUGAUGGUCAUGGGCUUCUUCGGGUGCUGCGGAGCCAUGCGGGAGUCACAGUGUGUGCUCGGAUCUUUUUUCACCUGCCUGCUGGUGAUAUUUGCUGCUGAAGUAACCACUGGCAUGUUUGCUUUCAUAGGCAAGGAUGUAGCUAUUCGACAUGUUCAGACCAUGUAUGAAGAGGCUUAUAACGAUUACCUGAAAGACAGGGGAAGGGGGAACGGGACUCUCAUCACCUUACACUCGGCAUUUCAGUGCUGUGGAAAAGGAAGCUCUGAACAGGUCCAACCCACAUGCCCAAAGGAGCUUCUGGAACACAAGAAUUGCAUUGAUGAAAUUGAGGCCAUAAUCAGUGUUAAGCUCCAGCUCAUCGGAAUUGUCGGUAUUGGAAUUGCGGGUUUCACGAUCUUCGGCAUGAUAUUCAGCAUGGUCCUUUGCUGCGCAAUACGAAACUCACGCGAUGUGAUAUGAAACUACUUCUACGUGAAAAGUGCAAUCUAGAGCUUUCAUAUAAACGUUGCAGGAGCUGUCUCCUGGCUCACUUUUAAUAUUCAAAGGACAUUAGGAUCUAAUAAUUUGCUGUCAAUUGUACAUUUGCACAUGUAUGUAUGCUUGGCUCAUUAGUGAUCUGCCCCUCGAGUGAAUGUCUAUGUAUGUUGGCUGAGAGCAUAUUCGUGUGUGAUCUGUGUUUCCGGUAUAUGCAUUAUACAGAAUGAAAUCGGUUUCCUAGGAAUUCCUGGUUCUUGUUAUACAGUGAGAGGAACGACCUACUUAACUCUCAGAAAAAGAUCAAAAACUUUGAGAAACUUUCAAAACUUGGCUAUUCAUAAAAAGUAAUAAUGGAUCGGUUUCUCAGAGUCUAGCCACAGAAAGUUAGGUACAGAAAGUCCAGGGAUUUCUAGUUAACAGAAGCAAUAAGCUAUGGGAAUGGAGAGAUCAUGGUGUAGUGUUAAAAUUGACUAUGUCUGAGGAGAGUGUAAGGGUUCCUGGGAUUUUUUAAUAUACAUACUCUCCCCAGAAUACAGUAAACCACAGUUUUAGAACUAAAUACAUCUGUAAAACUAAGUAUAGCAUGGAAAAUCUAAUUUGAAUAAGUCAUACUUUCCUAGUAUUUAAAAAAAAAAAAAAUGCCCUCUGGAAAGAGUGGUCA
Molecule: messenger RNA, 1384 nt
Organism: Miniopterus natalensis
Lineage: Eukaryota; Metazoa; Chordata; Mammalia; Chiroptera; Miniopteridae
Source: RefSeq, a predicted model, not a curated record